Molecule: messenger RNA, 1760 nt
Organism: Cydia pomonella (codling moth)
Lineage: Eukaryota; Metazoa; Arthropoda; Insecta; Lepidoptera; Tortricidae
Exons: 6
Coding region: 1256-1663 (135 amino acids)
Source: RefSeq, a predicted model, not a curated record
AUAGUACAAUUUUCAUAAAAUGUUUGAUAUUUUUUUGACAUGACAUGAUGUUUGACAUUUUUUGAUGUCACUACAAAUUCAACUUUAAGUUCUACUUGAUCUUUCCAUUGCGUGAAAUUUACUCCAUAAUAUUUCCAAUAAUCUACUCGAAAUUAUCAGUGAUCGGAACUAUGGGAGUAAAACUUUAACAAAACUUGUUAAGCGGACAUAAAAUAGUACAUACAGCCCUAAAAAUAUUCAUGUCCAUAGGGAUAGGAAUAGUAUAGCACUUACAGCCAUAAAAAUAUUUACAUUCAUAGAUAUUCGAAUAUGUUUAAGGCUAUAAGCACUCUUUUUAAGUCAGCUUGAUAAGUUUUGUUAAAGUUUUACUCCCAUAGUUCCGAUCACUGAAAAUUAUAAAUAAAUUGGAUUGGAUUUUAAAUGUUUUUUUUUAACCAGUUAAGUAUUAUUUAGGAAGCGGUGGUGGCCGAGUGGAUAUGACUUCCGACUUUCAAUCCAAGGUCGCGGGUUCAAAUCCUGGCUCGUACCAAUGAGUUUAUCGGAACGUAUAUACGAAAUAUGAUUUAAUAUUUACCACUAGCUUAUCGAUCAAGGAAAACAUCGUGUGUGUAUAUGUGAAGUCCCCAGUCCGCAUUGGGCUAGCGUGGGAACUACAGCCCAAGCCAUCUCGCGCAAUAAAGGAGGCCUGUGCCCAGCAGUGGGAGGUAUAAAGGCUGAAUUAUUAAAAUUGAAUUAUAUAAAUACAUGUACUAUGUACAUGAUAAAGCCAAAGAAACAUAUCUACAAAGUGAAGAGAUUUUCCGAAAGUGAAGACAAUUUCGCCCUUAGAAUAUUGUGUUAUAUUAUUGCAAUAACUUAAAUAAAGUUAAACUAAUAUUAAAAUUUGAACUUUCUUGCAUUAUCAUAACUUACCCGGUAAGUCUAUUCAAGAGAACGAUCUCGACAAAGUGCGCAAAAUUCGCAAGAGAAGGAAUUCUCGAGGGCCAAAAUGUUCUCGCUGACACAUCACUAGGCGAGAAAGAUGCCUCGUCAUUAUAACUGAACACGUAACCGUGGAAAUAUUAAAUGCACGGCGCAAGAUUUCUAUCGAAGAAAAACUACGACUAAAAUAAAUGAAACUCUGUUAACCACAUAACAUCAUUAUGUUCAAGUAGCUGUGUGGACCAAAGUCCACUGUGGAGUGCUUCCACAAUGGCCCAUCAUAUCUGAGAACUUCGUCGAACAUAUCGUAUCAACAUCUGAAACCAACAUUAAGAUGUCUGGACAAACAUUUGCCUUUGCUCUUCUCGCCUGCAUAGUAACUGCCUACGGCGCAAAACUGAGCGAUGUACAUAGCACUGAGAUCGUACCCGUAGAAAGAGAAGGACGAAUUUUAGUAGUGCCGACUCUGGGAGACGUGAUUUUUACAGGGUUAAAAGUUACUUGGUUCCUCAUUUCAACAGCCUGGUCUCUCAUUGGCUACAAACUGGCGGCCAUUACCCUGCUAGCCAACGUGGCUAUCUGGAUCGCGCAUAACUGCCUACACGCGAUCAUCGGCGCAGCGGUGACGCUGGCAUUCUGCAAACUCACCGGCAAGUGCACCCUGGACUACGCGGAGUACGAGCCUGAGCUCGCCGUGGCUGCCAAGCACCUCGCCGACGGCACUGCCAAAUUUACCAGUUAAAUUGUAGACUAAUUUGCGUUUCAAGUUUAGAUUAUGUUUCCAGUUGUUAUAUUUAUUAAAUUUAAAUAAAUUAUUUUUAAACAAACAGACAAUAUUU